CUGACAUUGCGAGAUCUUCUAACUUCUCCGCUUCCGUAUUUCCAAACGUGUUUUAUCCUCAAGAAGGGCAAAAAUAUAUUAUUUCCCGCCAUCCUUUUGAUUUUUUUUGUCACAUUUUCUAAGAAAUAACCUUUUCUCUCGCUGCCUGUCCACACCCGUUGCAGACAGGUGUAUAAAAUCGAGCACACAGCCAUGGCCAAGCAGCCGCACACGAACCUAAGAUCACCAUGUGCAAUGCCAAGUGUCGGCUGGAGUGGUGUAAAGCUCACCGCCAUUGGACUUGGAGCAGUGGAAAUGCGUUCUCUGGCGUGAUGAAUCACCCUUCACCAUCUGGCAGUCCGACGGACAAAUCUGGGUUUGGCGGAUGCCAGGAGAACCCUACCUGCCUCAUUGCAUAGUGCCAACUGUAACGUUUUGGGGAGGAGGAAUAAUGGUCUGUGGUUGUUUUUCAUGGUUCGGGCUAGGCCCCUUGGUUCCAGUGAAGGGAAAUCUUAACACUAGCAUACAAUUUCAUUCUAGAUGAUUCUGUGUUUCCAACUUUGUGGAAACAAUUUGGGGAGGGCCCUUUCCUGUUUCAGCAUGACAAUGACCCCGUGCAUAAAGUGAGGCCCAUACAGAAAUGGUUUGUCGUGUGGAAGAACUUGACUGGUCUGCACAGAGCCCUGAACUCAACACCGUUGAAACACCUUUGGGAUUAAUUGGAACGCAGACUGCAAGGCAGUCCUAAUUGCCCGACCUCACCAAUGCUCUUGUGGUUGAAUGCAAGGAAGUCCCCGCAGAAAUGUUCCAACAUCUCGUGGAAAUCCUUCCCAGAAGAGUGGAGGCUAUUAUAGCAGCAAAGGGGGGGACCAACUCCAUAAUGCCUGUGGUUUUGGAAUGACAUGUUCGACGAGCAGGCGUCAACAUACUCUUGGUCAUGUAGUGUAUAUGUGACUUAAUGAAGGAGAAUAUUGCAUGAAACUUGUGAACCUUUUAACACUUUAUUGAAUAAAGUGAAGCCUGGAAUUGUAGAUUGAAAGCCUGCCAUUAUACUAUGGUGAAGGUUCAUACCUGAUGCAUUUAAUGUAUGCACAGCUGAUUUGAGAUGGAACACUCUGUGAAAGGGACAUCCAGUUUAAUGGUUGAACUUUGUCACUCCUGGAGAUGACAUACUAAUCUUUCAGAUGUUAGAAUCUCCGACCUACCGUUGUUGCCUGUAUAUAUAUUUUUUAUGGUGUUUCCAUUUUUGUAGUGGCGUAAGUGUCGUAUUGGGAGAUUUGUGUACAGCGUAGUCCUUUCAGAACGUUUUCAGUUGCUGUUUUCAUUCUCAAGGUGUCACCUGUUUUGGUGAUGUUAUAGUGGAAUGGUCUGGAGAGCAUUGGUGAGCUGGACACGACUGUUCUGCAAUAAUGCUAUUAUGUACCCCUCUGUCUACAGGUGGUGCUGUUUGUGCUGUUGUCGGAAUGGUGGUGGUCAUCCAUUUACAGGGGCUCAGAACCACUGCAGGUUCUGAGGACGUUCGCAAUUUCUUCACUGGCCUCAAAAUCCCAGAUGGUGGGGUGCACAUUAUUGGUGGGGAGCGUGAGGAGGCUUUCAUAAUCUUUGCUUCCGAUGAAGACGCGAGGCGGGCGAUGACCCGUUCGGAGGGAUCCAUCAAAGGUUAUCCGGUUCACUUACGGCUGAGCAGCAAGUCAGAAAUGCAGGCCGUUCUCAAGCAAAGUAUAAAACCCGAGGUGACCAAAAAGAGGCCGUAUAAGGAAGGUUUCAGAAGACCGGAAAGAGAAGGCAGGAAUGAGGAACCUGGAAGAAAAGAGCUUGUAGAGAUGGGCAGUAGAUCAGGGUCUUACAGUAAUGUACGUAGUCAGGCCCGAAAGCCUCCACAGCUAAGCAGUCAAGAUUACUUGUAUUUGCUUAUGCAAGGCAUGCCUUUUACUACGAAAGAAGACGACGUGAAAGAAUUCUUUAGCGGAUUAGAGGUGGAGGACGUUAUUAUAAUGAGAAAUGACAGCGGCCAACCAAAUGUGAAAGGAAUUGUCAAGUUCAAAUCCAGACGGGAUGCUAGAGAGGGUCUGAAAAGAAAUCGGCAUUACAUUGGAACUAGGUUUGUGGAACUCGAUGCAUGCUCGGAAGAGCAGUAUUUUAAGGCAGAUGUUGGUAGGGAACAGAUGUUGGCAUGGAACAGCAGUGGUACGUUUAGAAGAGGGUCUUCCUCAGCUCCCACUGAGAGGUCUCCAUACCGUGCUAGGUCUUUCUCACCAGUGGCCUACAGGUCUAAGUCCCCUUCUCCUUCCAAUGAUGAGUUCUGUGUCUUGGUGGAAAACCUUCCCUACUUAGUGGAGAAGAGGGACAUAAAGGAGAUCUUCAUUCAUGCAGACCUCAAGUAUGAUCAGAUCCUUCACCUUCUUGACAAGUAUGGGUCAGAGACAAGGUCCGCAUUUGUGCUGUUCAACAACCUGAGGGACUACGGUGCUGCCUUGACUCUUCACAAGAAGAAAUUUCUCAAACGAUGUUUGUACAUCUCUCCUAUCUCGAAAGAGAAAAUGCUCACCAUGCUAGAAUCUGGGGGAAAUACAAUGGAGGGUACACCACCCUCUGAAAGGUCUUGCAGCCGAUCUCAGGAAAGGCCUCCAAGAGAGACCGAGAAGGAUGUGUAUGAAUCUGAGAAGAUUUGCCUGUAUGUGCGAAACCUGCCUUUCGACGUGCGCAAAGUUGAGAUUGUGGACUUCUUCCUAGGCUUCAGAAUCUCAGAGGAGGCUGUUGUUUUGCUGCUUGACCAUAAGGGCAAUGGGCUUGGAGAGGCUUUGGUGAUCUUUCAGACUGAGGAGGAGGCUAUGAGAGCACAGUCUCUGAAUGGGCAAGGGUUUCUUGGAACAAAUCUCAUCCUGAAAUGCAUUUCUCUGGCUCAGAUGCGUGAAUUUGGUGUUGGUGAACCUGCAGUGAAAGCGCAAAAGAUAGAGAGAAGCUCAGAGAGGUACCUGGCCAGGAACAGUGAGGCGAUGUCCCAUCAGUACACUGAUUACAGGGUCAACCCUGAUAUAGGCCAUCUUCCUAUGAACGACCUGCAGGUUCAUAUUCAUGGAGGCAGCAGUCUGGGUCUCGAUUCUCAAAUGAUGGAAAGCCCUGUUCUGCUUGACAACCAGGGCAAUGGCUCUGCUCAUAGACAUGGAGGCUAUGGACCUUCUGCACCGCAGCAGUUUGAUGGUCCAACAUGCCUGAAACUGGUUAAUCUGCCUUUGACUAUCAGAAUUGACGCAAUCUAUGACUUUUGCUAUGGAUAUCGUGUAAUUCCUGGAUCGGUCUCAUUGCAGUAUGACAACAAAGGGAUUCCCAAAGGCUCAGCAACGGUUGUUUUUGGAUCUCGCUUGGAGGCAUUAUCGGCAGUUGAGGAAUUGAGUGGAAGACCAAUAGGCAGCAGAAAAGUAAAACUAGUUUUUGUGUGAAAUCCGUAUAGAACAGGAAAGAACCUUUUUGGGCUUUAAAAUGUGAUGUUUUAGGAAGAACAACUCACAGUAUUUGGUUAGUUUGAUGGAUUCCAACAAUGGCGACUGAACAAUUGUAGAAUUUAAAAAUACUGUGUGUGUGUAUGUGUAUAUAGCCUUCUACUCAAUGUAACGGACAAACCUUUUGUCCAUAGUUUUAUCCCCCUUAAAGAAUAACAAAAUGAUUUAUUUGUAUUUUGCCCAUCGCUUGCUUGCCAUGUAGCCUGUUUCUGAAGCUUUUUCUUUUUAGUGAAAUUUGCCUGAAAUGUUAUUUUCUUUAACAGCUGGGUGAAGGUAGAACUUAAUUUUGCUACUAUUUGUUUAAAUGUUUAUUGCAUUCUGUAGUGUAAAAGUUGUCCAUUUAAACUUAGUGGAAAUUCUUUGAUUAAAAUUCAUAAUGUUC
Molecule: messenger RNA, 3861 nt
Organism: Oncorhynchus keta (chum salmon)
Lineage: Eukaryota; Metazoa; Chordata; Actinopteri; Salmoniformes; Salmonidae
Gene: rbm12bb
Product: RNA binding motif protein 12Bb
Exons: 2
Coding region: 1389-3419 (676 amino acids)
Biological process (GO): regulation of RNA splicing
Cellular component (GO): nucleoplasm; ribonucleoprotein complex
Molecular function (GO): RNA binding
Source: RefSeq, a predicted model, not a curated record